This is a messenger RNA of Thunnus maccoyii (southern bluefin tuna), 2924 nucleotides long. RefSeq names its product tripartite motif-containing protein 16-like protein. NCBI's taxonomy places the organism in Eukaryota, Metazoa, Chordata, Actinopteri, Scombriformes, Scombridae. Gene Ontology annotation, molecular function: protein binding. The transcript is spliced from 2 exons. The record is from RefSeq and is a predicted model, not a curated record. Bases 188 to 1723 code for a protein of 511 amino acids.
UACUUUAUCUGAUCGACUUUGACAGACUGACGGCUGUGAACAGCAGCAGCUGACCAGCGUCCUUCACUACAGAUCAGCAGGUGAACCUGAACACAAGAACCAGAGUUUAGUUUUGGAUCACAGCUCAGCUUUUAUCUUUUGUGAGGAAGUGAAACUCUCAGACGUUCAGUGUCCCUGAGAAGUGAAAAUGGCUCAGCAAGGAGUUCAGCUGGAUGGAAGGAAGUUCUGCUGUUCGAUCUGUCUGGACCUACUGAAGGAUCCAGUGACUACUUCCUGUGGCCACAGCUACUGCAUGACCUGUAUUCAGACACACUGGGAUGGAGAGGAUCAGAGGAAGAUCUACAGCUGUCCUCAGUGCAGACACAGCUUCAUACCAAGGCCUGUCCUGCUGAAAAACACUAUGUUAGCAGAUUUAGUGGAGGAGCUGAAGAAGACUAGACGACAGACUACUCUAGUUGAUCACUGCUAUGCUGGACCUGGAGAUGUGGCCUGUGAUGUCUGCACUGGGAGGAAGCUGAAAGCCACCAAGUCCUGUCUGCAGUGUCUGGCCUCUUACUGUGAGCUCCACCUCCUGCUUCACUAUGGAACUUUCCUAACACACCAGCUGGUGGAAGCUGCAGCAGAAAGGACUGAGAGGCAGAGAGAGUUCGAGGUGAGUCAACAACAAAUCCAGCAGAGAAUCCAGGACAGAGAGAAAGAUGUGAAGCUGCUUCAACAGGAGGUGGAGGCCGUCAGUCGCUCUGCUGAUAAAGCAGUGGAGGACAGUGAGAAGAUCUUCACUGAGCUGAUCCAUCUCAUCCAGAAAAGAAGGUCUGAUGUGAAGCAGCAGAUCAGAUCCCAGCAGGAAACUGAAGUGAGUCGAGUCAAAGAGCUUCAGGAGAAGCUGGAGCGGGAGAUCACUGAACUGAAGAAGCUCUCACACACAGAGGAUCACAACCAGUUUCUACUCAACUACCCCUCACUGUCACAACUCAGUGCAUCUACAGACUCAUCCAGCAUCGAUAUCCGUCCUCUGAGAUACUUUGAGCAUGUGACAGCAGCUGUGUCAAAGCUCAGAGAUCAACUACAGGACAUCCUGAGGGAGGAAUGGAUCGACAUCUCACGUGCAGAGACUGAAAUGGACAUUUUACUGCCACAACCAGAACCCAAGACCAGAGCUGAGUUCUUACAAUAUUCAUGUCAAAUCACACUGGAUCCAAACACAGCACACAGAAAGCUGGUGUUAUACCAGGAAAACAAGAAAGUGAGAUCUGUGAUAAACGAACAGUCAUAUCCUGAUCAUCCAGACAGGUUCACUGACCAUCCUCAAGUCCUGAGUAGAAAGAGUCUGACUGGACGCUGUUACUGGGAGGUGGAGUGGACCGACACAGGAGUUUCAAUAGCAGUCGCAGACAAGAAUAUCAGCAGAGAAGGAUUUGAAAGUGACUUUACAGAAUAUGACAAGUCUUGGGCAUUAGAAUGUAAAGGCUAUGGGUAUGUAUCCAUUUAUUGUGAAAGCUAUGGGUAUGUAUUCAAACAUAACAGUAUGAGCACUGACCUCACAGGUCCUCGUUCUUCCAGAGUAGGAGUGUACCUGGAUCACACAGCAGGUAUUCUGUCCUUCUACAGUGUCUCUGAAACCAUGACUCUCCUCCACAGAGUCCAGACCACAUUCACUCAGCCUCUCCAUGCUGGAAUAUGUGUGCCUUCUUACCAUUAUAAAUCCACAGCUAGGUUUUGUUAGUACACUGGAGCAGUUAAAUCACUAAUUUGUGGUAUAAAGUGUGUAGAAACAACGUUAAGUAAAAUGUUUGUUGUUGAUGACGUGGUCGAUGUGGUAUAUAUGUGCUUGUAUAUAUGAGCGGUUUGACAAAUGAAGUUUGUUUAUACAGGAAGGAAAAUUGUACAUUGUAGAAGCCUUUACUUUCAUUCUGGGUAUCAAAUUUAAAGUUAAGAAAGGGAUAUAAAUAUUUGGGCUUUUAUGUUGAUGAUCAUAUAGAUUUUAUCAAGGUAUAUCAGCUGUCUCUGUCUGCAGGCAGGUCACCAGGGGGAGUUAUUGGUAAAGUUAAAUCAAUCAGAGACAUUGGUUUCCUUAGUCAGACAGUUUCAAGCUUGUGUUUAUUUUUUGAGGGGGCAUGGGUUCAUCACAUGGGUUAAGUGACGUUUAUGACGUGUUGUAAAUAUGUGUUUGAUGAUCAGUUCUGUCAGCUGGAGAUUUUGUAUCUUUGAGGAAAAAAGUUUCUUAAAACUUAAACAUGACGGUCAAAUGAGAUGUGGAGGAAACCAAAGCUGUGCACUUAUAUUGAAUAUUUCACAGAACAUUACGUUUAUUACAAUUUAUCAAAGAAUUUGUUCUCAGAUUAGAGCUGGUGUUUGUCUGGUGUGAUCUCCAGGAAACAGAAAAUAAUUUGUUGUUGUUUUUAAGUUUCUUGAAUUUUUGUUUGAUGACAGAAAGGAAACAAGAGAGUUUGUGGAUACGAAUGACACUCAGUGACUGACAUGUUUGAAAAAGAGACUUUAAAUCGUCACGAUUUGGUGAAAGGAGGAGAGUCAAAUCCUUGUAUCAGGAAGAGCAGGAUGAUUAUUAUGAUUCUUUAUGAUUAUAUUGUUGUUAUGUUCUUGUUGUUGUUGUGUUAUUGUUGUUUGGUUGCUGCCGUGGAUUCGCUGUGAUUUCUUUAGAUUGAUCUGUGAGCAGCACAGCUGGAGGCUGUUGGACUGGAAUCUCCUACGAUCCCAUGAAGGCACGACACUCAGAUAAAUACAUUCAGUCAUUCAUAGAGAGAAAGACGUCUGAACAGCAGAUUUGUAGCUCAGAGAAGUUGUUGUUUUAAGAUGAACAGAUAUCACCGUGAUUUAUUGUUGUUUCUAUAUCACUGCAUUUUGACUUUUAGUUAAACUGUUUCUGUCGAAGCUGUUUGCUUUUACAUUCAUUCAAUAAAGUUUAU